Molecule: messenger RNA, 10762 nt
Organism: Chlamydomonas reinhardtii
Lineage: Eukaryota; Viridiplantae; Chlorophyta; Chlorophyceae; Chlamydomonadales; Chlamydomonadaceae
Exons: 48
Coding region: 353-8950 (2865 amino acids)
Source: RefSeq, a predicted model, not a curated record
GCGCAAGCAGCGGUGUCCCUAAGAGAGAACUCUGGCAUUGCGCAUUGCGGUCGCGACUUUCCAUAUCUCUCGACACACAUACCUGUCGCUCCAUUGCAACUAUGUCCUAGGUUUUGAAUUAGUCUUGACAACAGCGACACAGUACUGGCGCGUUUGUGACAACUUUCUUACAGCCUCAACACAAUGUAUCCGCUGUAAUUGUGGUCAGUAGUAUACACCUUAGACUUGCUGCAAUAGUUCAGGAAGCACACUGCGGCUUGAGCAAGGAGGAGGCCAUGGAACACUUGUUCGCUCGCUGAGGCAGCGCUUACUAGUCGCGACAGAAGAGCUGCUUGUGCAGUAGUGGAUUAAAAUGUUCUCGUCAGGAGCCAGCAACAGCUCGCGCGGCAGCGGAGGCAGCGAGUCUGGGCCGGGCCCGAGUCGCCUGAAAAAUGUGACGGCGGAGGGAGACGACGAGCGGAAUGACUUUGAGGAGACACACAAGAUUCAGGCGGGCAUCUUCAGCGUCUUGUACAUCCUCAGCAAGGAGAAAAUGAACGAAAACCUGAAGUUCACAAUCAUCAAGCUUAUGUUUGAUUUCACCCAGUUGUUCGCGCUGGUGGUGAACCCGGCCCACGGCUGGAAGGUCAACAGCACCAGUGUGUACUGGCAGAUUGUGACGUUUUCUCGCUGGAACUACAUCGUGGAGCGAUUCCUGGGCUACAACGCCUACGUGGCCAUCCUGUACACCAUGACUGGCAUGCUGUGCUCGGCGUUGGCGCUGUGCGUGUGGAUCGCCUACUCCUACAAGAACCGCAGCUUUGCCUACACCUGGCCUAUCCAUGUGCUGCGUAUCUACGCCACCAUCCACUUCGGGCUGUUCGACAUCGCCACACUCACGCUCAUCCAGGUGUCGUACGACUGUCAGCUCCUGGGCUCGGGCAGCAGCGUGCGCGGCCACCUCUACACUUUCCCGGAGUACAUGUGCUACCGGUCGCCACAUCUGAUACCCUACAUUGUGGGAAUGCUGACGCAAGUGGUGUUUGUCAUUGCGGCAGUCAUCUUCUUCACAGGCGAGUUCGAGGUGAACCCCAUCAGCCGGCGCUUCACGUGCUGCGCGCACAGCCACGUGGAGGUCCGCGCCUUCCUGCUCAAGGUCACCAUGACGGUGGUGUAUGUGUUGAUCGGCUGGCUCCAGAUCCAGACGUCCAUACAAGCCUUCCUGUGCCUGGCGCUCUCGUGGAUCUUCUUCAAGAACAUGCCCUACAUGUUUGCAAUCAUCAACCACAUCCGAGUCGGCUCGUACCUAGCCGUGUCCUGGGCCGCCAUCCUGGCUGUCGCGAUCCUGUUCAAGCCCUCCGACCCCACCAAGCGCGAGAACUACGAGCAGACCAUCACGUCCGUCAUGCUGUACGGCUUGGCGCCCGUGGCCUUGUUAGGCUUCGCCAGCUCCUACCUACGCCUGGACUACUGGUCGCGCUUCGUGCGCAAGCGGUUCAAGGAGGCAAGCCCCGGCAGCAAGGUGAAGGACAUUUACCGGUUCAAGGACCCCAUUGAGGUUGAGAUCAUCGCACGUGUGGCGCGAUACUGGAUUGAUGACGAGGUGCUAGACAUGGACCGAGUCAAGGAGGCUGAGGCCAUCAUCAAGGCCGGCUUGGUGCUGUUCCCCACACGCGCCUUCAUGAUCAUGCUCUACUCCAACUUCCUGUGGGACGUGCUAGACAAUCCCCAGGCUGGCUACUCGCAGCUGCAGGCCGCCAAAAAGGCCAACCCCAACUACAUGGAGCGCUUCGCCAUCUACCGCCGGGAGCAGGAGCACCUGGCGCGCACCGCCCAGACCAAGGGCAACGGCGAAUCCACUCUGGAUCUGGUCUCCUACGUCGAAUUCCAACGCAAUUUCCGACUCGCGAUGCGCGCACAUCGCGAGGCUCUGGUUGCGACUCGCAACUUUUGGCAGUAUCUGCUGCAGCAGCACAUCACCUUCACGCACCUGUCCAAAUCGCUGAACGCGAUCGAGAGCGCGGUGGUCAAGGCAGACAAGGUCUACCGCACCGUGUUGGAGCGCUACCCCUACUCGGCAAAGAUGAUCAAGGGUUACGCCCGGUUCCUGGAGGGCGUGAAGAACGACCCCUGGCGCGCCUCCAAGUUCUUCACCGAGGCGGAGAAGCUUGAGGCGGAGCGCGAGGAGGAGGCGGCGGCGCUGGAGUUGGAGGGGCUGGACGGAGACAACGACAGCCGCCUGCUGAACAAGGUGGACGAGCGUGUGAACGCGGUGGUUAUCAUCAACAGCCGCGGCCAGAUCCAAAUGGCCAACAAACUGGCGUACCUCAUGUUCGGUUACAACAAGGGCGAGCUGGAGGGAAAGAACGUGGCCAUGUUGAUGCCGCAGCCGUUCAGCCAGCGCCACAACGGCUACAUCAAGCGCCACAUCACCACGGGUCGCGAGACGGUCAUGAACCGCAUCACUGACUUGGUGGCGCUGCACAAGGACCGCUAUGUGUUCCCCUUCCGCCUGGCCGUGUCCAAGGUGUCGGGCGCCGGAGACGACUCGUUGUUCAUGGGUGUGACCAUGCCCGUUGACCCGCCCCCCGGCACCGCCAACGUGUACAUUCUGGCGGGCGGCACAGUGGCGGCGGUGGACCAGGCCUUUGUGGACUGGUUUGGCUUCACGGUGGAGGACUACCUGGGCCACCCCGUGUACAUGCUGUCAGUGGACCCCAGCCCCUUCAAGAAGCUGGUGGAGGAGGUGGCCCGCACCGACCAGCCCACGGACGAUGACAUGGCGCACAUCGGCCUGGCCGCCGCCAUCAAACACAAGUACACGGACCCCGUGGACGUCACGCUGUGCGUCAAGACAGCGGGCCUGGGCAUAGAGACUCUGUACCGUGUGGAGAUGCGGCGGGUCAAGGCGCCGGUGGAGCUGAUGCUCACCAACCGAAAGGGCCGCAUUCGCUUCAUCACCUCGCCGCUGGCGCGCUCGCUGGGCCACCCCUCGCCGCGCUCGCUGCGCAAGGUGGACAUUGGGGAGUUGCUGCCGCAGCCCUUCGGCGCGCUGCACGCCGGUUGGAUCCGGGAGGCGGCCGAGUCCAAGCCGCUGCCGCUCAGCUGCCGCUCCAGCAUCACCAUGAUCCUGGGAGCCACGGCCAAGACGCAGCAGGCGGUGCGGCUGUCCAUCAAGAGCACAGACGAGAGCGGCGAGCAGCAGCACGUGAUCAAGGUGGCGUCCAGCACGCUGGCGGAGGGGCUGGACGAGCGCCGCCUGCGCAUCACGAUUGACACCGCCGGCAUCGUCACGCAGGUCGGCAACUCGCCCACCUCGCUGUUCGGCUUCAAGCCCGCGGCGCUGCUGGGUCGCUCGCUGGCGGACUGCGUGGACGUGCUGCACACCAACGUGCGAGCAGCCUCCAGCGCGGCGCACGCGGCGGGCGGCAACGCGGCGGCGCAGGACGCGGCGGCCACCACCGAGCUGCGCAAGGUGAUCAACCUGCUGCUGGGCCGCGCACUGGAGCGGCCGGGCACGUCGUGGCGUGUGGGUGUGAUGCCGCCACUGGACAACAUCCGCUCGCUCGGCUCCAUCGCCACUGCACUGCUGGCCAAGCAGACGCGGCCGGCGGUCAUGGAGCUUGAUGUCAAGGUGGACCUGGAGGACCUGGCUGCGGGCCGCGACGUGUCCAUCCACAUCAGCCUGUGGCGGGCCGACCUGCUGUGCGGCGUGGUGGAGGUGGACAAGGAGGGCACCGUGCUGGCGGCGCAGGACCACCCCUUCUACCCCACUGGCCUGCUGUUCGGCAUGUCCAGCGGCGCAAUGCUGCGACAGGCCCUGCCGCGCUUCCUGCAGCUGGGCAGCCGCAGCCUGGAGUCCCUGUUCGCAGCCGAGUCCAAGUCCGGGCUCGGCGGCAAGAAGGGCGCGCUCAAGAGCAACGGGGCGCCCAAGAAGGUGGGCCCGCUGCGCACGCUGCCCGGCUUCCACAGCGACGGCGAGCCGGUGUCGCUCACGGUGCAGACGGUGCGCAAGGAGGGCGCGCACAGUCGCAGCUACGUCGUGCUGCACUUCAAGGAGCCCUCACGCGGCUCGCGCGAGUUCCUCAUGCACCUCCAGCGCGGACCCCUGGAGCCGGCGGCGCAGGCCGCGGCGGCGGCGGCCGCCGCCGCCGCCGCGAAGAAUGCGGAGCGCGCGGUGGCGGUAGUGGAAGACGCCAAUGCCACCGCUGCUGGCGGCGGCGGUGCCACGUCGCAACCCUCCCGUGUGCCGUUCGUAAAGCUUACAGCGCCUCCGCCGCUAAUGGCGCCGGCCGCCGUCGCCGCAGGAGCUGCUGCUGCUGCUGCCGCUGCUGCUGCCGCGCCGGCGGCGGGCGCCGGCGCCGGCGGCCGGCCGUUGCUGGCCAAAGUCGACAACGACAGCUGGCGCCAGCGUGAGCGAGAGCGGGAGCGUGCGGCGCUCCUGCUGCCGGGGGCGCUGCCGGAGGACCCGGCGGCGGCGGACGCGGCCGUGUUUGUGACCGGCGGCGUGCCUGCCUUGGACCUGGGCCUCAACACGCCGCCAGGGCCCAUCUCGCCGGUUGAGGGCUCCACCCAGAGCGGUGACGACACGUCAGCACAGCAACAACAGCAACAGCAACAGCCGCGCGAGGAUACGGGUGUCAGCUUCUCCGUAGCGCGCGCCCCGGCGGAGCUGCUGGCGGGCGACGCCGGGGCCGGGUCGCCCGGCGGCACCGCCGCCGGCGCGCCGCCCGCUGACGACAGCGCGGCGGCGGCGCUGCUGGCCGCAGUGCCACCGCCGCCGCCCCGCGUCAUUGCUACGCCGCCCAUGGACCAGCCGCGUGUCGCCAGCCGCAGCCCCACGCCUACGCAGCAGGCGGAUGAGAAGGCGCGCGGCGGCAGCGCCCGCUGGCGGCAGGGCGGCGGCGGCGAGACGCCGACGCAGCCGUCGACGCCGCUGGCGCCGCCGGACCCGCGCGCGACGCCGCCGCCGCCGCUGUCGCCGUCGGCGGUCCAGGGCAUGACGCUGCAGGACUACCUGGGCGGCGUCAACCGCUCCGAUAACGACAGCGAGGACGACCUGGCGGCGCUGUUCGACAAGGUGGCGGCUGCCGACAGCUUCUUCCCGGAUCCAGAUCAGGCCGACGCCAUGGAUCCGGAUCUCGACAGUGGCGGCAGCAGAAGCAGCGACGGCGGCUCCGGCAGGAGGCCGCUGGCGCCGAUGCCCACAAGCGAGUUGGCCGCCGCGCCUGCUGACGCCAACGGCGGCGGAAGCGGCGGCGGCACGCCCGGGGCUUCCCCCCGCAUCAAGCCUCGACCCGUGGGUUUGUCUAAUCUGUCGUUUAACCGCGAUUACCAGCAGCAGUUGGAGGCAGAGGAGGCGGCGGCGGCUAAGGCGGCGGCGGAGGCCGAGGCGGCGGUGGAGGCUGCAGCCGCCAAGGCCGCCAAGAAGGCGGCGGCGGAUGCGGCGGCGGCGGCGGCGGCGGCGGCGGCGGGGGCGCGGACACCUGCGGAGACUGGCUCAGGCCUGUCGGAUGGAAGCGACGUCAUCAUGGCCACAUUCACGGACGACGCGGCGGCGGUGGCUGCCGCCAACGCCUCCACCUCGCGCUCCGACAUCUCCGCCGGCCACAACGCACGGCAGUCGCCGUCGCCGCUGCCUCCCGCGCCGCCGCCGCAGUCACUCGGCAUGAUGACGCAAGGCAGUGGCUCGUUCCGCGGGUCGCCACGAGCCACGGGCGCAAUGCCGGACCCGGAGCCGUCGCGCUCCGGCCGCAGCCGCACAGCGCCGGGCAAAUCCACCAGUCGCAACUCGUUCUCUGACAGCAACGGCGAUCUGCGGCGCAUCAACAGCAUCAAGCAGGUCUCCUUUGCGCCCUCGCAACUCAUCAUUGACGAGAUGGGCCGAGUGGAGCGACAGCCCUCCCAGCGUUGCGACGGCGGCGGCAACCCCCGCACCAGCGGCAACCUCAACACGCAUUUGCUGUUGGGUGAGGACGAGGAGGAGGAGGAGGAGGAGCACCCGGGUGGCGGCGGCGGCGCCGGUCGCAGCCUGGCGGCGGCGCCGCCGGCGGGUUCGGCGGCGCUGUUGCCGCCACGGCAGGAGAUGCACCGUCAGCAGUUGCUUGGCGGUUAUGGUGGUAACGGCGGUGGUGGGGGCGGAGGGGGCUACGGCAGUGAUGAUGACCAAAUGGGAGGCGGUGGAGGCGGCGGAGGCGGAGGCGGAGGCGGAGGCGGAGGGGGCAUGGAGCUGGGCGCCGCGGGCAAGAUCAAGAGCAACAUCAAGCUCGCGCGCAUUCGGGAGUGGGUGAUGACCGAGGGCGAGCGCUACUUCCGUCUGGAGGAUGUUCGCGACAUCGGUGACACCGUGUACCCUUUUGGACCCGACCUCAUCAUGCGGGAGGACUCGAGCCACGCGCUUAUCAUGGACGCAAGCGCCGGGCCGCCCGACGAUGAUGAUGACGACGACGACGACGGCGGCGGCGCCCGUAGCAGGUGGGCCGAUGCCGACGGCAUGCACGACGAUGACCAAGCCCUGGCCACGAUGGACGACUUUGGUGACAUCAUCGAGGGCGGCGGCGGCGGCGGUCGCACGCGACGCAGUAGCCUGCUGGGGAUGGAUGGCGGCGGCGGCGGUGGGCGCGGCAGUAUGGAUAUGAACAUGGGCAAGGGCAGGGGCGGCGGCGGCGGCGACGCCGGCCGCGGCGCGCAGCCCAACCAGUCUUCCGACUCGGAGCAGGCGGAGGACGACGAGGAAGACGACCGCAAGAGCGCCGUGUCCGCAGCCACUGACAACAGCGGCCAGGGCUCGGGAACGGGCGGCGCGGGCGGUGCCAGCAGCAGCGCGCAGGCGGACUUCCGCCGCGGCAAGCGCUGCCGCAAGCUGCUCAAGAUGCUGAGCACGCCAGUGGUGCAGAAGGCCACGCGCGCCUUCCGGUGGCAGGCGCUGCUGGCCAUCGCUGUGCAGCUGCUCGCCAACCUGGCGUGUUUCGUGCUGCUGACGGUGCUGCUGGUGCAGCAGACGCGCGACCUGCAGUCGCUCAACUCGGUGGGCAAGGCCGCCACCGCCACACACGACGCGCUUGUCAGCCUGCAGGUGAUGGACAACAUGUACGCGAACCGCUCCGUCGAGUUGGCCGGUCUGUACGACCGCAUGUGGAUUGGGCGCUGCAACACCGAGCUCAAGGCGUCGCUAGACGAGUCCUGGACUGCCCACAACAACGUGUACUUGGGCACAGCCAAGCUCAAGCCGCUGCCGGCCGCCUACAACCUGUCCGCCAUUUGGAACGAAUACAACCACCAGGAGCUGACCUUCUACGGCCCGGCCGGCUCUCGGCGCUCCACCACCCUGUGGCGGCUGGGCAACGCCUUCCUGCGCCAGGGCUUUGAGCUGCACCACCGCCACGGCGACCUGGUGCACCAGCUGGGGCUGCUGGCGGCGGCGGACCAGUACAAGUACAUGCACAGCAAUGGGCUGUUUGAGCUGUACGGCGGCUACCAGUCGACCUUGGACGCCUUGGUCUACCAGGCUGUGGACAGCAGCGACCGCAUCAACCAGCUGCAGCUGGUACUGCUGGUCAUUGAGGGCUGCUGCAUCUGCGCCCUGGUGGUCGCCUACAUGGCGUGGCUACUCAAAAAGGUUGACAACCAGCGCUACGGCAUGUACGGCGUGUUUCUCAUCGUGCCGGUGGGGCUGGUGCGCGGCCUGGCCAGCAAGAGCGUCAGUGUGGAGGCGGACAACAGCGACGGCGAGGAGGAGAACGGCGACGAGCAGGAGGACCUCGCGAUCCCCGUGCAUGGCGGCGGUGGCGGCGGCGGUGGCGGUCACGGCGGCGGCGGCGGCGGCGGAGGCGGCGGCGGCGGUGACAUCCGCAUCAACCUGGAGUCGGGCGGCGCACCGCGCGGCGGCCGCACGAGCAGCGGCGGCCCCGGCGGUAACGGCUCCAACGGUCGCGGUUGGUACGACAAACUGGCGUUCUGGCGCAGCGGCACCGUACGGCACGGCAAGCGCACGAUGCUGCGCAACAGCAAGGAGAGCUUCUGGCUGCUGGCGCCGUUCGUGGUGUGGGGCCUGGUGGUGGUGGUGAUGCACUCGCUGGGCUACGUCGUGAUGGAGCAGGCCUCUGCGCCCGUGGCCAUGACCAACGUGGUCAACACGGUGCUGACGCAGCUGCACAGGGUGGUGUACUUCGCCCAGGAGCUGGCCACACAGAACAGCACGGAGGGGCAGGCGGCCGUGUACCCAGUGCUGACGCACGAGGUGGCCCGGCUCAAGACGGAGUGGGACGUGAUGCUGUACGGCGCCAACAGCACCCAGGCCGCAGACGUGCACUACGCCCUGGCGAGGCGGGGCGUGGCGUUCGAGAAGGGCGCCACCGUCCGGACGCUGUUCAGCGCCGGCGUGGCGUGCUGGAUGCCCAACGUCACCGACUGCUACCCGCCAUCACACCCCUACGCGGCGGUGGUGUACCGCGGCCUGAACGCGCUCAUGCAGCGCUUCUUCGUGGAGUGCGACCUGCUGCUGCGGGACGCGCCAGCCGCCUGGAGCCUCAACAGCAGCCGCAUCGACUACAUCUACAAGGAGGGCACAGGCAACCUGCACUGGGCGCUGUACACACUCACAGAGCAGCACCUCAACCGCGUGAUCAACCUGUAUGCCAUGGUGGAGGUGUUUCAUGUGGUGGUGUUCGUGCUGUCGUGGCUGCUUGCGGGCGUGUUCCUGUUCGGCAUGUUGCGGCCCUUCAUGGGGCACACCAAGCGCGAAACGGAGCGCAUCGCCGAGAUGCUGAGUCAGCUGCCUGCUGACGUGGAUGUGGAGGGCCUGCUGAACAGGGCCCUCAUCAGCAUCAAGGGAGACGCGCCGUCCACACGUGAUAACCGCAGCGCCCGCAACAGUCAGGUGCUGCCGGCGCCGCCCGCUGGGCUUGGCGGCGAGGGAGGGGCCAGCGCCGGCAUGGGCUCGUCGCGAAUGUCGUUUGCCAAGGGCGGAUAACAGCUUGCAAGUUCUUGCAAGCUUUCACUUCACACAGUUGCGAAGUGGGUCAUGAAAUGUCACUGCCGAGCCUGGAAGCUUGCACAUGCUGUGCCGUGACGUGUGUAUGUGUGUGUGGGGGGGGCUGUGGCACGUUCCAGAGGCAUGUGUGACCCGAGCGUACGUGCUGCAGGCCCCCGGGGGAAAUCCUUGUGGAGACAGGACCACCCCUCAUGCAGUGGCGCCUGAAGAUUGGAAGGGGGGCAGGAGGUAGGGAAACGCAUGCGGAGAAGGGCCAGGGCGCAGCGAGCAGGGAGAGCCGUGCCCCUGGUUGAAGACUGCGCUAGCGCGCCCUCCUUUCUUGGGAACUCAAGUUUGGGAAAUCUGAUUUUGCUACAUUGGUUCGCCUCGGCUGGACAAACAUUUGCCGAGCCACCGGGAUUGCGUAUCUACCUUCAUACACAGUGCGUGCCUUGAGUGUGUGUUCGCGAGAGCCUUUGAAUCCAGUUGGGCUGUUUUGUAUGAGCGUGCGGUUGUGUGGUGACGGGGGCACACCAGAGCAGACCCCAGCACCAUGCUUCGGUGACGAGCCAGUGGUCCUAUCUAUGGCACUUGAUUGGUUUUACGUUCCUAUCCUUGCUGCCAGUAAGUCAGACGUGCAGUUUACUGAGUCUUUGUGAAAUGUGAUGCGUUCCCUAAGGUACAAUGCCUGUAGUCAUGUACGGCGGUCCUUUGAAGCGGAGUGGACGGAAGCGGAACGAGAGGCGCAGGAUUACUGGCAUGCACCAAAAGUGCUUUGUCACAGCGCACUUGGAAACCUGAUUUUGGGGGUUUGGCCACUCCCAAUCCUGUCAGUAGACUCUUUACGUUGCUAACAAUAUUGCGCCAUGCAAUCGAUUGGCGUCAUGGUUGCGCCGAGGCCACCCAUUUAUGUCGUGGGCAGUGUGGGAACAGAUGAGAAGGUGUCUGGGAACACAAGCAGACCCAAUUCCAGGUUGCUGCCUUUGUGCACGUCGACGUGUGCAGUCGUCGACACACGCGCGGGAGAAACCCCUUUUCCGUGCGGUAAUAUGAUUGUUGAUGCCAUUGAUCUGGACUGAAUGUUUGCAUGAGAUGAGAACACGAAGAGACUGGGAGGCUGGGAACAGGGGUCGAAGGGGGUUUCAUGCCGUAUGCCGCAAAAGCUGGGUACGAAGGCGACUUGGUGCAGGUGAGUUCCGAGGACUCGCGUUAUGCAUUCAUGGCUAUGUGUUGGUCAACGAUGCACGAGUGAUGUUCCGGUAUCUCACAGCUUGCGUACUUAUGACUUGGAGGGGGUGGAGCAGGGGUGGAGGGCAAGAGAGCCUGGCAGGCUCGGUGCCCUGCCGUACUCGACACACCACACUGGAAUUUUGGAAAGGCGGCUAGCAGCUGUGUUUGCGGCCGGGCUGGAGUGUCGUGCGGGCAUGCAACCCAGCUUUUGUUGGUGAUAUGGAGCGGCUGGGCCGUGCGAAGAAUGCAACACACGCUUUAAGGUUGAGACAUCCACUUCGACACGUGACACUAAUAAAUUCCGCGCCUUGCGUGCAAUUGUGUUGUUCGCUUUGAUGCGUCGCAAGUCCCAGCUGUGUGGUUGGACCCGGAUUGCGUAAUUCGUCGGCGAUUACGCGGAGACUUGAGUGUGGCGGGCUUGCUGUUCCGACACUGUUCUAUUCAUGACACGCGGGUACUGUAAGGUUGUAACGUUGACACAUUGCUUCGGCGUGUGAGGACGCCGCGUUGGCGAGAGCCACGGGUGGCCCUAAUACACCAUGGGGGCAUGUCGCACCUGUGAAGGGCACUGUAUCAACCGCC